AGGAAUGGAUCGGCCAUGUUCUGGGAAUAAUCAGGAGCCGUCUGAAAUAAAUUCCAUGGAUGUAGUGCUAUGUGGAAUAUAUAUUCAGCGACAAUUUGGAUUUAAGAAGUGGAAUAUUAACUGUGCGCUCAUUUGCCGCUUAUGUUGAAACAACACAGUAUCUGAUGUGGACUACACAAUGAAGAAUAUUUGUUCAACUGAUACAUCAAAAUAAUGGAAAAAUUAUGGGAUAGCAAGGAUACAUUAAAUUUGCCGCUAUGCAUAUUACAACUCGACCCGGCCGAUCGAGCAGUUCUUCGGAUAGCAGAUCAAAGAGAUGCUGUUCAGAAGAAAACAUUUACAAAAUGGGUGAACAAACAUUUAAUAAAGACUGGCAGAAGAAUUGUUGACAUAUUUGAGGAUCUUAAAGAUGGCCAUAACUUGAUCUCAUUGUUAGAAGUCCUUGCUCAUGAAGUCUUGCCGAGAGAGCGAGGACAUAUGCGAUUCCACAAAAUUCAAAAUGUACAGAUAGCAUUAGAUUUUCUCAAAUUCAAAGGGAUUCGCCUAGUCAAUAUUCGAUCAGAUGAAAUUGUGGAUGGAAAUCCAAAGUUGACACUGGGUUUAAUAUGGACCAUAAUUCUUCAUUUCCAGAUUUCGUCAACUGUAGUACCUGGCCAACCAGACGAUAUCUCCGCUAAAGAUGCUCUCUUAUAUUGGAGUCGUAGAACAACAGAGGGCUAUCCUGGUAUCAAGAUUACAGAUUUCUCCAAGAGUUGGAGAGAUGGUAAAGCAUUCCUGGCGAUCAUACAUCGCAACAGACCUGAUCUGGUUGACUACCGUAAGGUCAGACAUCAAACAGCCCGACAGAAUCUUGAAACAGCCUUUGAUACAGCUGAACGAGAUCUUGGGGUUACAAAAUUACUAGAUCCAGAAGAUAUUGAUGUUCGGGAACCUGAUGAAAAGUCUGUACUAACAUAUGUUUCCUCAUUGUAUGACGUGUUCCCUAAUGUUCCCAGCACACAGCAAUCACUUCAAGAUAAUGAGCGGCAGUUAAAAAUUGAAGAAUAUCGUGAACUGGCCACAACUUUACUACGAUGGCUUCGAGAUGUCCAUGUAAUGAUGGAUGAUAGAAAAUUCACACCUUCUCUUCUAGAAAUGAAGGCCUUAUUACAAGAUUUUACAAAAUUCCGUUCAGAAGAAGUUCCUUCUAGAUUAGAUGUCAAACAAAGGCUCUUUAAAAUAUUUGAUCAAAUACGGAAUUUAAGCACAGAUAAGGCUAAUAUUGGUGUAGAGGAAGAGCUCUACCCUGAUAAUAUCAACCGAUUUUGGACCCGUUUUACAGCAGCCCUACAAGAACGGGAUAUGGCCAUACAGGCUGAAAUACUCAGGUUAGAAAGACUUCAGAGAUUAGCAGAAAAAGUUAAUCGUGAAUGUAAACAUAAUGAAGAAACACUAAAUACAUUAGAGAAACGAAUAAAAGAUGUAGAAACAAGAAUAGAUACUGUCCACCCAUUUGAGGCCAAGAGAAGUUGUGAUUCCCUAGACCGUGAUUUACACAACAUUGAAGAUACAGUGAGAAAUCUUUUCCGCGAUGUUCAAAGUUUACAAGAUGGCCGGCAUCAACAGGCUGAUCAUUUGUAUAGACGGGUCUCUGACUUACAGUCUAGAUUAUCACAGCUUAGAACACAUCUUUAUAGUAAUGUUAUCCAGCCAUUGUUAUCAAAAUCCUAUGUUGAAGAAGGUAGAACCGUUACUAAAAGGACAGAGGUUGUCACAGAAGUACGGUUAGUGGACACAAAUCCAGCCUUUAAACACAUUCAAGAAUGUCUGAACUGGAUUGAAGCUAAACAGCAAAUACUAGAUGCUGCUGAAUAUGACAGUGAUAUAAAUCGUCUACAGAGUUUAAUUAAAGAACACCAACUUGACCAUAAAGAGGUGCUAUCAUUCCGUAAAGAAGUUGACCAGUGUAUCAAAAACAGACAAAGUCUUUCAUCUGAGGAACAGAAGCUUUAUACACAGAAACUUUCCAAAUUAGAGGUGGCCUAUUCGCUUCUAACGAAUACUUCCACUAGAAGACAGAAGUGUUUGGAGUCAUUAUUAGAUUUUACACAAGCAGCCGCAGCAGAAGUAUUGUGGUUGAGUAAAUUAGAAGAGAGAGAAGUAGCUCGUGAUUGGUCAUCACGAGAUUUAAAUCUAUCACAAGAAGAAGAAUACUGGAAGAGUUUAAUACGUCAACUUGAAGCCAGAGAAGGUCAGUUUAAUGCUGUACAAGAAAGAGGAGGAGCUAUGGUUUUAGAUAGACAUCCUGCUGGUAAUAUAGUAGAGGCAUUUAUGUCCACAAUGCAGUCUCAGUGGUCCUGGAUGAUCCAGCUUACAAGCUGUUUAGAACAGCAUUUAAAACACUGUCUUGAUUACUAUCAGUUUUUUGAAGAUGUACGACAAUGUGAACAGUGGACAGUGCAACAUACAGAUUUAUUAACUAAACGUUAUAAUAGACAGAAUAUUCCAGUAGAAGAAGCUGAAUUACUUCUUAGAGAAAUACAGGAAUUACAAGAACAUCUGAAAGAGUAUGAGAGACGUGUCUCAUCCUUAAUUCUCCGAAGUCACGAAAUUAUUCCACUUCCACAACGUGGUCGACCGGUACAUCGACCAAUUAAAACUAGAACAUUAUGUUCAUAUCAUCACGAAAAUCUUAGUCUCCAGAAAAAUGAAGAAUGUUUUUUAUUAGACAAUAGUGAGAGACAAAGAUGGAAGAUAAAAACAUUAAGUGGUAAUGAAAGUGUUGUACCGUCUGUAUGUUUCGUCAUUCCACCACCUAAUCAAGACGCUAUCGAUUAUGCCAACAGAUUAAAGAUACAGUUAGAUCAUUUAUCUAAUAUGUGGAAACACCAACAACGUAAAUUAAGAAAAGAUAUGGUUUUCGCUACUAUUGAUAUAGUUAAAGGCUGGGAUCUUAAAAAGUUCUGUGCCAUGGAUCCAGGUCAAAGAGAAGCCAUCUGGAGAGCUUUAAAUGACGAUGCACAAAAACUGUUAACAGAUUUAGCCAAUGAUGAUAUGGAUAAACCACGAUUAAAGAGAGAACUCGAAUUAUGCAAUAAGAUCUUCCUCGAUCUCUCAGCUCAAGCUGCAGCGCUUGAAGCUCAACAAAGUAGAUCAUCAUCAGAAAAUCUAAUUCAACAAUUAGACAGCAUUAAUCGUAAUCUUGGAUUAUGUGAUCAACAGUUAUCAUCAUUAUUACACAAACCAGUACCACAGAGUAGAGUAGGCAUACAAGAAGCUUUUCAAAGUUAUAGAGACUUCGAGAAGAGAUUAGAUAAUCAAGACCGUGAAAUAGAAUCUGUUCAGAAAGCUUAUGUGACUGCUACACCCAAAACACAGUUAGUGGAAUCUAAACUGAAUCUAGUAGUAGAAAAAUGUGGUGAAUUAAAAGCUAUAUCUCAUGUCUUUGUACAAAGGUUAAAGACAGCCGAGACAGUUGUAUCUGGUAUAGAUGAAGUUAAACAAAUUGUCUCAGAUUAUGAAAUCUCACUUUCUUCACAUGAUAAUAUGACUUCCAACAUGAAUUCUUUGAGAGACAGACAAGAAGAGCUACGUGAAAUCCAAAGUUCAAUACAACAGCAGCAGCCCAAAAUUGAUCAUUUAAAAAAAGAUACAGGAUCUUUACGGUCAUUAGUAGAAAAUAGUCGUCAGUCAACCAUGAGACAUCAUGAUGUAGAGGCCAUAGAGAAAGAAGUUAGAGAAUUGAGCACUAGAUGGGACAAUGUUUGCAUACAAGUUGUUGAAAGGUUAAGAAGUGUAGAUGCCUCACAAGACUUAUUGUCAGUUUAUCAUAAUGGCAUACAAAGUGAACAGAAGUGGGUGGAUCAAAUGGGAAGUAGAAUAAAUUCACACCCUCCAUUAUCAGGAGAUGUGAUUGAUGCCAAAGAACAAUUAGAUCCGACAAUGGCUAUUUAUAACUCCCUCGGAGAACGAAGACAUCAAAUAGAGAAUGUGAAUCGUAUUGGAGGCCAGUAUAUAAGAGAGGCUAAGAUUUAUGAUAAAAGAUUAGGACAAUACAGGGAGGGUUUGGAAGACAUUGAUACAGCAUUAAUAUCCUCCAUGUCCAAAAGUAGAAAACGUCAAGAUGGAGCUGAAAUUGUUAAAAUUGAAUUAGAUAUGCUUAAUUCAAACUAUAUGGAUAUGGUAAAAUGGACAAAUAUGCGUCUUAAACAAAUAACAGCCAUUUUAUCUGAAACAAAUGAAAACGUACAGUUUCAAAUGGUUAUUGAUGAUGAAAUUCCCUUACUUCGUACAUUCCGAGCCGAGUUGGCCAAGAGAUCAUCGAUGUUGGUGGAUGAUGAUAUGCAUGAGUUCUUCCAGCAACUCUCAGACGUAGAACAUAGCCAUUCAACUUAUAGGUCUUUCGUUAGCAAAUCUAUUAUACAAAGUGGUUCUACAGCAACAGCAGAGCUGACUCCCUCUCCUCAACAAAUUCAUGUGAUAGGAUCUGCACCAGAUUCACCUUACACCUCACCUCAGUUGUCUUUCCCUACAGGACAUUCCGAAAGUUUUUCCCAAAAUAGACUGGCGCAAAAAAUAGCAACCAUCAGUAGUAUUUCAUUGACAAAUCGUGGAUAUAAUUCUAUGGAAAUUGAUGAGGGACCAAUUCAUGGACGUUAUCAAACUGUGUUUAAUGUGAAAAAGACUGAUGUAGCUUCGAGAGGAUUACCUCUUCAUGUGGCUGCAGUAUUAAAUCCACAAACUUCUCAGCGUCUAACAUUAGUGGAAGCAAUAAAUGCUGGACUUGUUGAUCCACAAGCUAAAACUUUCUUUGACCCUAAAUAUAGACAAAAAAUGACUCUAACCCAAGCUGCUUUGAAAGGAUAUAUUGACAAUAGUUUGCAUCAAAAACUAAAUUCUCCUUGUGGAAUAACUGACCCCAGAUCAGAUGAAGAAUUAGUUCUUAUUGAUGCUAUAGCUAAGGGGUUAUAUAUUCCUGCUACCAAUAAAGUGAUAGACUCUACUACUGGUGAUCUUGUGUCAGUAGGUGAAGCAGUAACUCGUGGUGUUGUUUCUCAGAGUUGUGCCGACACCUUAUCAGGAACAGCUGUUAGUCUUACUUCAAUCACCCACACUCAGGCUGUAUUCGCUAAUUCUGAACCUUUAAGAACCGAAAUGCCACUAAGUCUAGCUCAGGUUGUGAGUAAAGGAUUAUUUGAUCGAACAACUGGAAGAGUAAUAGAUCCAGUGUCAAAUGCAGAUAUGACUGUUCUUCAAGCAGUUGAAAAAGGCUUUAUAAAUCCAAGUUAUAGAGAAAUUGAUGACCCAAAUACAGGAGAUAUUAUUUCUUUGACUGAUGCUGUUACCAAAGGAAUAAUAGAUCCAGUUGCUGGUAUGUUUAAACAUAAAACAACAAAUCAGAAAUUGACUUUAGAUGAAGCUCAUAGGCGUGGAUUAUUAAAAAUGCCAUCCUCACUCUCUGAUCUUGUUACAUCGGGAGAUAUGUUAGAAAAUGGAUCUGUGUUUGACAAGAAUACUGGUCUGGUACUCUCUCUUGCAGAAGCUGUAGAUGCCGGUGUUUUGGAUGGAGAAAGAAAGUGCUUAGUGGAUCAGAAUACCAAAGAAGUGUUAUCAGUCACACAAGCAAUAAAGCAGCAGCUUAUAGACUCUGAAGGGCUUUAUGUACCACCAGAUUCCCAUGAUAAUAUGCCAAUUUUAGAAGCAAUAGACCAAGGCUACAUUAAAUUAGUUAGUGAAGAUGUAUCAUUUUCUCGUCCAGGAAUUAAAGAUACUUUGACAGGGGAAACAGUUUCUGUUCCGGAGGCCCUAAAAAGAGGAAUAUUGACUGAUAAAGCAACACUUUUAGACAGACGAAGUAACAUUGAAAUGACUGUACAAGAAGCAGCAAGGAGAAACUUAAUUUCAAAGCCAUUACUUGACAAUUUGAUGAGGCCAUCAUCUUUAAAAGACAGAAGUGGAAGAAAUAUUUCUGUCCUACAAGGAUUAGAAAAAGGUAUCUUGGACCCAGAACAAGGAAUGAUAAGAGAUCCACAGACUAAUAGAUCAGUGUCUUUCCAGGAAGCCACAUCUCUAGGUUUAAUAACAAAUGAAAAUUCCACAGAAAUAUUGGGUCUGAUCAGUCCACUGAUAACAUCAACAACCAUUUUAACACACAUUCAACCAAGUCCCACAGAGCUCAUAACUGCUCUCACUAUAUCAGAAGCUACUUCCAGGGGUUUGCUAGAUUCAUCUACUGGCCAGUUUACAGAUGCCAAUACUGGUCGUGUAAUGUCUAUAGAAGAAGCUAUCAAAAUGGGUUACCUGAAACUUAGCUCUCAAUGGCCAGAAACACCUUCCUUAAACAAAUCGUAUGAUGAAAUUGACAAACUUUCAAGAUUAUCAAAACUAGAUGCAUCAAAAUUGCAAGUUGGUGAGCCAGUUGUUGAGUCAAGUUAUAUGACUAGAAAAGGAGACAAUCAGUUUUCAUUUACAGCCACCAUGAUAUCUAAACCUUUGGUUACAUCAAAGAUGAUAUCUGAAACCAAAGAAAUGACCGUCAAAUCCGUCAUAGAUCCCAGAACUAGACAAGAAAUCUCUGUACCUACUGCACAAGAAAGAGGACUUAUAGAUAUAGAAAAGGGUUUCUACAGAGAUCCAUCUACUGGUCACACUAUGGCUAUUGUAACAGCUGUAGAAAAGGGCUUUAUCAUUGCUGAAAAGGGAGUUCCAGGAUCACACCUUCAAAAUGGAGAACCUAUCAAAGAGACGAGAUCAUAUUCAAUUACUGGUGUGAUCCAUCCAAAAACUGGAAAAAGAAUGCCUGUAAGUCAAGCUGUUAAAGAUGGAAUUUUGGAUCAAGAACAUGGACUUUACAAUGGAGUGGACAAAUUUGGCAAAUCAUUACAAAUGCCCAUCAGCGAAGCUAUCAAAAAGGGAAAUGUUAUAGCUGAAGAUAUCAGUACAACAGUUUCCAUGCCCGGAUCUUUAUUAAGAGAAACAAAGACAUUUAAUCUGAAGAGUGUAAAACACCCUAUUACUGGUCAGCAAAUAACGAUUUCCGAAGCUAUUGCCAAAGGAAUACUAAAAGAAAAUGAAGGAGUAUAUGUAAAUUCUGCCACAGGGGAGAAAUUGCUCAUUCAUGAAGCCAUUGAAAAAGGAUAUAUUGAAGCAGAACUUGUGUCAGUUUUAUCUAACACUGAGGGAGAUGUUAAUAAAAUAACAACAACAAAACUCACUACAUUAUCAGUCACCGCUGUUUUUGAUCCUAGAACAAACAAGCUGGUCACUGUAGCUAAAGCCACAGAAGAUGGGAUCUUGGACUAUGGUAGAGGCUUGUAUAAGAAUCCAUUGACUGGAGAAACUAUGCCUAUCAAUGAUGCAAUAGAGAAGAAGUUAGUAUUAACUGAAUCUACUGAAGUUAAUGGUACAGAAAGUGACAAUGAGUCAGAUACCUCUUCUAUUCAUAGUAUCCAUAUCACAGAGGAACAAGAAGAAUGCCAGUCUACCAUGGUGGAAGAUAUAUCGACUGAAACUACCUCAAUAAGCAUCAACAAUGUUUUUGACGCAGCAACUGGGGAACGAGUAUCGUAUGAUGAAGCCAUUGAAAAGGGGAUCAUUGAUAUUGAUAACGGUGUAUACAUUAACACAAAAACUGGAGAAAAUAUUACUAUAGGCAAUGCACUAAAUAAGGGCUUUAUUAAUGGUGAAGUUACCUCCCAACAGAAAGAAGAGGAAACAUUCAAAAGUUCUGUUGUGGCUGGAACUUCUGCACUCUCCAUUAGAAAUAUUACAUCUGUUCUAGACCCACGAACUGGAAAAACCAUAUCUGUUAAAAGAGCUAUCAAAGAUGAAUUGAUCAAUGUUGAAAAUGGUACGUUUUGGGAUACACAAACAGGAGAUGAAAUGGAUUUUGAUGAAGCUCUGAGAAAAGGAUUUAUAAAUCCAUCCAAACAAUCUGACGCUGCUGAAUUGGAAAAAUCUGUUGAUUAUUCUGAAGAUGAACUAGAUCCACAUGUUUUAUUGUCUAAGAGCUUUGAUUCUGAUAAGCCCUGGUCAAAUGUUGAUAUCAAAUUAGAGAAAUCUGUCCAGGAUGUCCAAGAAGAUUCCAACAUGGCAACUGAAGUUUUACACUACUCAACAGAUGUGGAAGAGAAUUCUAAUUUUAGUGAACCACUAAAUCAAGACUUCAUUACUCCACUUAAUCUGAUAGAUGCUGUUCACAGUGGAAUUUUCUCAGUCUAUACUGGAAAAUUUAAGGAUUUAAAUACUAGCAGACAGUUUACACUUUAUGAAGGAUUAUCAGAUGGGUUGAUAGAAAAACAUCUGGUCACUGUGAAAAAUACCAAAACUGGAAAAAGGAUUCCCCUAGAAAAUGCUAUCCAACAAGGACUUAUUGAUGGUUUUACCAGUGAAGUUGUUGAUAAAUCUACAGGAAAACGCAUUUCACUGCCAGAGGCAAUCUCAAGAGGAAUAGUAGAGAACAUUUUUGAUACAUCUUCAGGACUAGUAACUGAUUUACAAACAGGACAACAAAUGACUUUAAAUCAGGCAAUGGCAGAUGGCAACAUAUCGACUGAUCCAUUUACUGUGGUAGAUACAAGAACAGGUGAUAAAUAUGCUUUGGAUGAAGCAUACAGAAGGGGAUUAAUGGACACACAUGGAAAUAUCAUUGACAAGCAGAAAGGGACGAAAAUGACUGCUCAAGAUGCCAUUAAAUUUGGACUGAUGGCAGUUGUCGGAGCUCCCUAUCUUGCAGGAAAAAUGGUAGUUGAUGCAGUUAAAGGGGCAAAGGAUCAAUCUGAAAUUACUAGGAGAGCAAAGUCACCAAGAACCACCAGUAUUGUUAACGGCAGUGCUCAAGAAGUGUUUAAACCUUCAACUACAAUCAUUUAUGCUAAACCAGGAGAUGAUAUCCACCCAUCAAAACCACUUGAUGGACAGGUGUUUUAUGAUAAUGAUGUUGAUGAUGAUGAUGACAGAAAUACCCCGGUAAGUCCUUAUGUAGACCAGUCUGUAGGAACUUCUACCUUUUCCUCUACACGAUCUCAAACUUGGUAUGAGGAUGCCAAUAAGGCAUCAAUGGUGAAGGGUUCCCAGCAUGUAUCUAACAUGGGUACACAGGAUUUAGUAGGUGUUUCAUAUCCUCUCAAUAGUUCUCACCCCUCCUUUUCCUCUAGUGAUUUUGAUGUAGAUUGGAACUCUAAGACUGUUAUUGUAAAGUCAACGGGUGAAGUGCUAAGUGUUACUGAAGCUGUGCAAAGGGGUUACCUGAACUCAGAAUCAAUAGAGAAUAUAGCCCUUAGCUCUGGUUUAAGAAGUAGCAGAGAAAUCAAAAUAGAUUGGGAAGAGGGGACCAUAUCUGACCGAAAUUCGGGACAAAGAUUUACAAUUGAACAGUCAUAUGAGAGAGGUCUUAUAGAUAAACCCACUGCCAAUGCUCUGUUAGCCAUAACUGGACAUUUCGAAGAAAAUUCUACUUUUGGGUUAGCAGCCACUAAUGUCCAGAACAUUGGCCUCAAAACCACAAAGCAUGUUGAAGAACACACUUCAUAUUCAAAAUCCAGUAUUUCUGAACCUACUAGUUUACAAGUGUCCACAACCAUCAUCAAGCCUAUUGCAUGUGUACCAACUCUUACUUUAAAUCAGCUUAUUGCAGAGAAUACAGUUGUAGCAGCAGCUGGAAAGAUUGUUGACCCUAGUUCUGGAAGGAGAAUUACUAUCAAAGAUGCCAUAGAACAAAACAUUAUUGAUGUACAGAGAUCAGUAGUUGUAGAUCCAAAUUCAAGUGAAAGAAUAACUUUACAAGAUGCCAUAGAGAGAAGAAUAGUUGAUCCAAAGACAGGAAACUUUGGUAAUGGUGGAAGUGAUGAAAAAAUAACAUUACAAGAAGCAUUCCUGGAAGGCUUUAUUCCUGCAGUGUCCACAUUAUCUCAAGCUACUACUAUGAUGGGUCCAUAUGGUGGAUCAUUAAAAAGUGUAGAGACCAAGACAGAAAAGAUUCAUCCCCAAAUACCAUUGGAUCUGGCUGUUAAUCGUGGACUGAUUGAUGCUGAAAGUGGUACUUUUACAGAUCCAGUCACUGGAGAUGUUCAAUCCUUAGCUGCUGCAAUUCAAUAUGGAUAUAUUGUAUCUAAUCAAGAUGAAGUGAACAUUACUGCUGCACAUAGACAAGGACAUCAAGCUUCUGGACCUAAAAAUGUUGAUAGACUCUCAUUUGCCGAAGCACUUGAUCAAGGAUUCAUUGACUUGAAGAAUCAAAAUUUCACUGAUCCAAAUACUGGCAAUAGAAUGGCUAUAUUAGAUGCUGUACAACAGCAACUUUUAGAUACUUCGACUCCUUUAGAUACCAAUUACAGUCCAGGGAAAAAAAGUUUGAAAACUCCUAUUGAUGAAGGACUUCUUGAUGAAAAAACUAAGCGUGUGAGAGAUCCUAGGACAGGAAGUCAUGUCACCUUUAAAGAAGCCAUCAAUUCGGGAGUUAUAGACAGUAAAUACUCUCUGUAUGAUGUUCAGUCUGGGGAAGUGUUUGAUCUCAAAGAAGGAAUAGAUAAAGGAAAAAUUGACCCAACUACUGGAGAAUAUUUACACCAAUCCAAACGACUAUCUUUGAAAGAUGCAGCAAAACUUGGUGCAUUAGCUGUUAUUGGGGCACCAGUUCUAGCGGGACUAGCUGUAAAGGAAGGAGUCAUGUCUGCACUUAAAAAAUCCAAAGAUCAUAAUCAAGAAAAGGACAUAGUAUCAUUCCAAGCCACUACUGUGCGUCAGCUUACUCCAAACACACUAGAAGUGAUAGCUAUGCAACAGUCUACACCAGCAGAUGAUUACAGCUUGGAUUCUUUCAGCAUGAUGGAAGCAGUUUCAAGUGGUUAUUUGAAUAUGAGAAGUGGACAUUUUAAAAUACCAAGCUCAGGGCAAGAUAUAAGUUUGAUAGAUGCUGUUCAAAAAGGAUAUAUAAGAAAUAAUUCUGCUCAUGUAAAGGACAUCAGAACUGGAGAAACAUACAGAUUAUUACAGGCCUACCAAAAUAGCAUUAUUGAUUCUACAGGUCAUCUUCAUGAUGGUAAAGGAAACUACUCUAUAAAUUUAGACCAGGCACUAAGAGAUGGUUUGAUAUUUGAAGUUUCUUCGAAAAAGCAGCAAACAUCCACCAGUUUUACAAAAACCACAAGUCAAAUAAAUGUUCAUUCUGUCCGAGAUCCUCAGACUGCGGCUCAUAUGAGUUUAGAGAGUGCUAUCCAUAAAGGAAUCAUUCAACCAGCAAAAAACAUAUACAUGGAUACAGUGACAGGAACAACUUUGGGUAUAUCUGAAGCUAUCAACAAAGGAUGGGUAAAAGGAGAUAUCAUUGAAAGUGUAACCACCAAAGAGAGGAAGUCAAAGGAAGGUUUCACAGCAGAGGUUGCUGUUACUGAGAACAAAGCAUUGCAUGUUCAGUCUGUAAGAGAUCCCAUAACUGGAAGAGGUCUUUCACUGCCAGAAGCUAUCAAUCUGGGCAUCAUCAACCAAGAUGGAAGUCAAUAUUAUGAUGCUACAACCAACAUAACUAUGUCAAUUGAUUCAGCAAUCGAGAAAAAUCUAAUGGUUGCCAGAGAGAUAUCUGUCGAGAGAGAAACAGAUGAACGCUUUAGAAGAUCCUCCGAAGAUACCAUAACCCAUACUAGAUCCAUCAAUAUUGAAUCCGUAAUUGACCCAGUAUCAGGACAGCAGUUAUCUGUUCCAGAAGCAAUUAGUAAAAAUAUAUUGGAUGUGAAUAGAGGUUUUUUAAAGAAUAAAAGAACAGGGGAGACUGUGGCUAUACCAGAUGCUUUUAAGGAGGGUUUAUUGAUAGGUAAAGAACUGAAUAUGAAUUCUGAAUCAGACAAAGUAUCAAACAGGCAGUCUGUUUAUGACCCAGAUAGUGAAGAAUUUCUUAACUGGAAAGAGGCUGUAAAUAAAGGAUUAGUAAAUGUUUCUGCUGGAAUGUACAAGAUGUCAGAUACAGAGAGUAUGUCCAUUGUACAAGGGGUGCGAGCAGGACUAAUUCAGAGUGAUGCCUUCAACAGAGACUUGGACGUUUCACAAAGGAGAAAAUCCUAUGAUAUUACAUCAGUAUAUGACUCAAUGAAAGGUAGAGAUAUAUCCGUGGCUGAAGCUGUUGAGUCAGGACUUCUAAAUUUACAAACUGGCACAUUUAAUGACCCGAAAAAAGCAGAAAUAAUUAAUGUACAGGAAGCCUUUCACAAAGGACUUAUAAAAGGAUCUUGCUCUAAAACCAGUUACAAAGAUAACUAUGAGACGGAAAAUAUACCUAUCAAAAACUUACUUGAUACCAGAACAUCAGAAAUAAUUAAUGUUAAUCAAGCAAUUGAACGUGGCAUCUUAGACAGGAAUUGUACUAAAUAUUUAGAUCCUCUGACAGGGGAAACAUCAAGCGUGUUUGAUGCUGCUCAAAAAGGAAUCAUAGCUGUAGAUGAAACUGCUGAAAUACCAAUUUUAACAUCUGUAGUCCAGAAAUCAAUGGAUAUAACGUCUGUCAUCGAUCCUGUAAGUGGACUAGAAAUGCCUCUUUCAGAAGCAGUAGAGAAAGCAAUAUUUGAUCCGGAAAAGGGAAUUGUAAUAAAUCAUCAAACCGGUCAGAAAAUCGAUGUGGAGACAGCUUUAGCUAAAGGUUUGGUAACGGCCAACACAGAGGAAGGACAAAUUCCUCAAAAGUUUGCUGUUGUAAAAGGAUUCAUUGUUACAUCAGUGAAAGACCCACUUACGAUGGAAGACCUACCAGUUACAGAUGCAAUAAAACAAGGCUUUCUUGAUACAAAAAAGGGGUUGUAUUAUAACCAGAAAGCCCAGAAAAUAUUGACCAUGAAAGAAGCUGUUAACCAGGGAUUGAUUGAUGCUAAGGAUGCAUCAAAUGCAGGUGUUUCUGAAAGAAAAAGGCAAGAUUCUAUGCAGAUCAAUGUCACUUCUGUUAUUGAUACAUCAACAGGAAGGGGAGUAGGAUUGGAAGAAGCUAUCUCUCAUGGUCUAGUUGAUAAAAAUGUCACCAUCUUCACUGAUUUUAAAGCUGGAGAAAAGAUGAGUAUUGAACGAGCCAUGAAAAUGGGAUUAGUGUCUGGUUCAAUUCAAACCAUAAGUACAACCCAAACAACUGUAACCACAAACAAAUCUUCAGAAACACAUGAUAUUACAGGAGUUAUUGACACAGCCAGUGGUAAAAGGAUGUCAAUUGAACAAGCUCUAGCUAAUGGUCUAGUUGACCCUACUGGUCACUUUAUAGACCGAAAACAUGGAAUCAAGAUGUCAAUAAAUGAAGCUAUGAAGAAAGGUCUUGUAUUUUCAGAAGUUGUACAAAAAUCGUUAUCUUUAAAGCCAAAGACCAUUGAAUCAUCGAUGAGAUUUAUUCAGGCCUUAUUAAAUGGAUACAUUGACACAAAAAAGGGGUUGUUCAACAAUACAGUCACAGGGAAACAUUACAGUGUUGAUGAAGCAGUGAGGACAGGCAUGCUACUUAAUGAUGAUGAUAGACCUUACAUGUACCAGGGGCUUAACAGUAAGGGUAUUACUUACAGUUUCAAGAAUGCUCUUAAAGUUGGUCUCAUAAAUGAACACACAGGACUUUUUUGGGAUGCAGUUAGUGGAAAGAAUAUUAAUAUUCAAAACGCAUUGAAUUGUGGAUCCUUAUCUCCAAUUGUUGGUACUUAUGGAGGAAGAACGGAAGGAGAAUCUGUUAUAAUUUUGAAAUCGGGAAGCAUUUCCUCUUCAAUGAUUUCUGAUAACGAUAUUAUUGAUCCUAGAACUGGAAAGAAAUUGUCAACAAAAGAGGCGGAAGAAAAAGGAUUAGUGUCUGUUGUUUCUACUGACAGUUCUCCAUCAAUCAGUGAUGCUUUUGUUAAUGGACUGAUAGAUAAAGACACAGGACUUUACCAUGAUCCAGCAACAGGAAAUAUAAUGCCUGUUGACGAAGCCGUGGUAUGUAAUUUUCUUUCUAUUGAUACAGUGAUGACAAAUGGACACUCAGAACCAAUUCCACAGGAUUUCAUGCCAAAAUCAAUUACAGAAUCCAUACAGAAGGGUCACAUUGAUACUGACAAAGGAAUGUAUACAGACCAACAAAAGGGGACAACAAUGACUGUAACUGAAGCAUUACACAAAGGUAUUCUUGUACCAUCAAUGAAAGUAGAUAUGUCUGAAGACCAAGAUUUUCAAAAAUCAAAAGAUCAGAUAACUGUGGUAACUGAGGGUUCACCUUUUAAACCUAAAGCGGAUAUAGUUGUCAAACAUGGAAAGAUUGUAUCCAAGACUGCUACAGAGGUAAUAGUUACAACUGGAUGUGCCACUUACACAACUAAGGUUGGAUUUUCUAUGAGUUCUUCUGGUGAGGUAAUAAAUAUGACAACUGGUAAAAAGAUGUCGAUUCCUGAAGCUUUAGCAGCAGGUGUUAUUGAAACUGAAGAGGUGUCGGGUACUGGUGAAGUUCAGGUAACAGGCCAUGCUAUUCCUCCUGUAUUGGAUCAGCUUUCAACAGGAGUAAUUGAGGUUAAUGGUCGUUUGGCUGAUUCAUAUGAUAAACUCAUACAAGAUUUAAAUGAUGGUUUGAAUCAGAUAGCAGAUUAUGAACAAGUUCUAAAGGAUGAUGAGCAAAUGGCAGAUGAACCUUACAAACUUCAGUCACAACUUGAAGCAUAUAAGACUGUUCAUAAAGAAGUUGAUUCCAUUAAGCAACCAAUUCUGUCUUUAAUAUAUCAAGCUGAACAGUUAACAGAACAUUACCAGGAAGAACUGGUACCAGAGCAGGUAACAGAGUUACAGAGUAUGGCAACUUGUACCAAGACUGCCUUAGAGAAGUUACUAAAAACGUCUGAUAUCCGUCUUAAACAUCUCAAUACAGCCACUGAGGAACUUCAGAAGUUUGAGGAUGAAUCUAAUAAAUUUAAAGAAUGGAUGACAGGUGCUGAGAGAGAACUUGAAAGACAGGAUGAAUGUCUGCAACGUUUUGAAGACCUUAAACCAUUGGCUGAAAAACAAAAGGCUCUACUAAAUGACAUUGUCUCACACCAAGCAGAUGUGAGGUUUAUGCAGAUGGCUUCCCAGAAGUACCUAGAGGAAGCUAAGCUAUACAAGUUGGAAAUUGAUGCUUUCAAGGCUGACAAACAUCGACCAACCAGACACAGUCUUAUCAGUAUGAAUGAUCUGGAAGCUGAGUCUGUUCGUGAAGAACUCAAAGACAUCAGCAAUAGACACUAUGAACUGAAAACCAAAGUAAUCGGAUUUGGAGAUCGUCUGUCAAAUUUGGCCACGAAACAAAUAGAUUAUAAUGAAUCUGCUUUCAAGAUGUUGCAAUGGCUAACAGAAGCAGAAGAUGAACUUUCAUCUAUUAAACAUGAUAGUAGCUCCCCAGCGCCUGAUAAACUCCAUCAUCAGUUAGAAAGACUCAAAUCACUUAGCAGCGAUGCUUUAAGUCAAGUCGGUCUCCAACAGGAUACCCAGAAGAAAGGUGGUGAUCUUACCAACUGCCUCAGUGGUAUUUCUGCAGAUCCUAGUCAAAUCCGUAAUAUGCAGAAAACCAUGAAAGAUAUUUCUGAUAGAUACUCUGCAGUAACCAAAGAUGUUGGAGAUCAAAUAAAUAAGAUGCAGGCAGCUAUCACUAAAUCUCAAGGAGUCCAAGAGUCCAUUGCUGGUAUUCUGAAUUGGUUAAAAGACACAGAUAAUGUUGUCAGUAACCAGCAGCCUAUCAGUCUUAAUAAAGCCAAUCUCAACAACCAAAUCCAAGCCUUCAAGUUAGUGGAAGCCGAUGUAGAUAAUCAUAAAUUUAGCAUUGAUUCUGUUAAACAGAAAACCAAUGAUCUUAUUAAGAACUGUGAUCUUGAAAUGGCCAGAUCUCUAGAAGAACAACUGAAUACUGUAGACAAAAAAUAUAAUGCUGUUAAAACCAAAUGUAAGAAUAGAGAUAAGGACCUUGAGGAGAUUUCAGGGAAGUUACAAAAGUUUAAUGAUGGUCAAGAAGAGACUCUAAGUUGGUUGGCAAAUAACAUUGAUGCUCUUAAAUCUAAAGAUAUGAGUAAACUACCAAGUGAUGAGAUGCAAAGUGAACUUCAAAAGAUUUCAAUACAGAAACAAAAACAGAAGAGAACGUUGGAUGAUUUGAGGAAAGUUGGCAAAGAUCUUACCACAGAUAAACGAAGUGGAGACUCAGGUACUGUACAAGAUGCUCUCAAAAACUUAGAACUACAGUGGGCAGAAUUAGACCAUCUGUUCUUGGAAAAAGAACAGGAAGCCAGAGAUAAAGAAAUGCGAGGAAAUGAAUUUGAACAUGCCAAGAAUAUAUUCCUACUUUGGUUGACAUCUACUGAAGCUCAGCUUGAUGAAUUUGAACCUGUUGGUAUAGAUAUAGAGACAGUAGAAAGACAGAUUGGGGAAUUAAAGCCUCUUCUAGAAGACUAUGAACAGCAAGAACCUAAUAUAGAUGAAGUCAAUGAAUUAGGCAAUACUUUUGAAAGCCUUCAAUCUCCUGAUCGACCAAUGAGUCCUAUUCGAAGACAUGCACGUGUUGGUUCUAGAAGAAUUUCUGGACUCUUGUCCCCAAGGUUACGUUCUCCAUCACCGACAAUGUUUCCAGGACAAACCAGUCCUCUCUCUAGUGAAUCUAGUGGUAUUAGUAGUAGGAAGAGUUCAUCUGACUAUCUUCUGCUAGAUGAUCUAUCUGAAACCCAACAACAACUAAUGGAUAUUAAUCAGAGAUAUGAUAUAAUUGGAGAGAGAUUAGCUGACAGACAUCAGGAGUUGCAGAAUGUUCUAGGUAGUAUAAAGACCUUUCUCCAGGACCUACAAGACAUGUUGUCAUGGUUAGAUAUGAAAGAUCAUGAAUCUAACUAUCAGAGUGAUAUACCAACCAAUGAAAAGGAUGCCAAGAAAAAACUCAAAGAACAUGAGAAUUUCCACCAUGAACUGUUGGGUAAAGAGGCACUAGUUGAAGAUAUAAGAAAGAAAGCUUUGGACUUGAUACGAACUAAACAAGGUGUACCUGGCCUAGAUACUCUACAAAAUCAGCUCUCGCAAUUAGAUGACAAAUGGCAUGGUUUAAGAGCCACCUCAGAACAAAGACGUUUAAGUUUAGAAGGCAUGGUUAUAGACUUGAGAGAUCUUAGAGAACAUGGUGACCAGCUACAGAAAUGGUUAACACAGAAAGAGAAAAUGUUAGAUGUUUUAGGUCCUAUGGCUAUAGAACCUGUUCUAUUAGAGAAUCAACUAGAUCAAGUCAAGGUUCUGAAAGAAGAAUUUACUGAACAAGAACCCUUGUUUGAUAGAUUUAUUCAGUCUGGUCAUUCUGUACUGGAUAAAUGUCGUCCCAACUCGAUGGAUUCCAGCAGUGUUGGUAGAAAAAUUGAUACUGUCAGUAAAUCUUGGGACAAACUUCAUGACAGACUCAAAGAACGUGAAAAUUCUUUAAGUUCGCUUGGUGGAAUAGGUGCUGAAUUCUCAGAUGUCACUAAAAAUCUUGGAGGAUAUCUAAGUGAAGUCAAUGAUAAACUGGACAGCCUUCCAUCUAUCAGUUGCUCUCCUGAUACACAACGCAGACAAAUUCAAGAAGCAAUGGAUAUUGGUAAUGACCUAUCUGGUAAGAAACCUGAAUUAAAGAAAGCUCAAGAAUUAUGUAAGAAACUUUGUGAUUGUUCCAAAGAUCCUUCUACCAAAUCUGAUGUUAAAAACAAGCUGUCAGCACUAGAAAAGGGUUAUAAUGAUGCCAGCAAAAAAGUUGAUUCACGUAUUUCUGCCUUGGAUAAUGCUAAUCGUGAAGGAGAAAGAUUCCAAGCUGAGUGCCAUGAUGUUCUAGACUGGGUUCAAGACAUGUCACGUAACCUUAAAAAUCAUGAACCAUUAUCAGGUGAAAGAGAUACCCUUCAACAACAAGCUCAGGAUUUGAAGAAUAUUCAGAAUGAGAUUGCUGUGAAAAUGCCAGAGAUUAAAGAGCUGCUGGAAAAAGGUAGCAAAUUUUUGGAAGAAGCAACCCCAACCCCAGAUAUUCGUCAGAUGCAGGAAAAACUACAGAUUAUCCAAUCUGACUGGGAUCAGAUUAAAGCAGUAGCAAGUACUAAACAAGACAAACUAGCAGAAGCAUAUGAUCAUUCACAGAAAUUCCACGAGAAUAUGGAUAAAAUGUUGUUAUGGUUAGAGAUAGCAGAAGACAAACUGCAGAAAACUAGACCACAACAGUUAGAUAAAGCAAUUAUUGGUAAAAAGAUAAGAGAUUUACAGGCAUUACAAAAUGAUGUAUUAAAGAAAUCUCAUGAUCACGAUAAUUUAAACAGUGAAGGUGAAGCUUUAAUAGAUUGUGUAGAAACAGGUGGAAAUGAGAUACAAGAUAAGAUGGAUAAUAUCAACAAAAGAUGGGAAGGACUUGGUAACAAUAUAACAGAAAGGGCACAAGACCUAGAAGAUGUUCAGCUGCGUCUUUCGGAAAUCAAUGACAACAUGACCGAUGCCAAUAGUAAUCUGAAGAAAUGGGAAGAGAAACUAGAUUCUCAUCUUCGACUUGGUCCAGUUGCUAAGGAUCCAAAACAUACUGAUAAAAUCAAGGCCUUGGCAGAUGAUGUUCAGGGAUUAAAUGGACAAUUAGACUAUCUAGAUGCUUUAUUAGAUGGUAUCAAUAUUGAUGGAAAAGCAGACACUCAAACUAUGGAAGCAGAAGUCAACAACAUGAAAUUUAGACAAAAGAAAUUACAAGAGAAAUUAGAGGAUGUUUUGUCAGAAAUGGAAUCAGGUUCACAGAGUCUUUCAGAAUUCCAGGGUUUGUUACGAGAUCUUUGUGGUCAAUUAUCAGACACUGAAAAUGACCUAAACAAGAAAGAACCAGUUGGCUGUGAACAAACUAUUUUAGAUUCUCAACAACAGGAUAUUGAUAAUUUCUUGGCUGACCUUGGUGAUAAAGAACAUGCUAUCAGAGAUUUAGAAGCUAAGUCAAGAGACUUGAUGAGAGCUGGCUAUAUCACAGAACCGGACGUCAUCAAAUCAAAGGUUGAUAAUUUGAAGAAACAGUUAGAAAAAAUGAAAGAACAGGCAAAGCAGAGGAAGUCAGACAUCAAGAAUAACAAAGAUAAAGUGAAAAAGAUCAAUGAAAAAAUGGCUGCUGCUGCUAAAGGAAUGGAUGCUGCUGGAAGUAAAAUGGAAUCAUUGAAGCCUAUUGGUGGUGAUGUUAAAGCUAUCAAACAACAACAAGAUGAACUCAAGAAUUUCGUAAAGAAGAGUGUUGAUCCUCUACAAAAACAGUUUGAUGUUGUAUCAUUUGAAGGACAAGCUCUAAUACAAUCUGCACCUACUGGGGUGGAUUGUCAAGAUCUGGAAGCUCAUCUUGAAAAUUUGGCAGGAAAAAUGUCGGAACUCAAUGAAAAGGUCAGUGAAAGAGAACAUAACUUGGAUACUGCUAUUUUGAAUUCUGGUAAAUUUACGGAUGCCUUGGAUUCAUUGUUGUCAUGGUUAGCAGAAACAGAAGAUAUGGUAGCCAAUCAGAAACCUCCAUCUUCUGAACAUCGUGUUGUGAAAGCUCAAUUACAGGAACAAAAAUUUCUACAGAAGAUGUUAGAAGAUCGUGCACCUAGUGUUAUCUCAGUUCGUGAAACUGGUGAUAAGUUACAAGCUGGUGUUGACCCCAAGGAAAAGAAGAAGAUUCAAAGUCAGAUGGCACAAUUAGAAGAAAGAUGGGAAAAUUUGAACAAAACUGCUUCUGGUCGCAUGCAUACUCUUGAAAAUGUUAUGGAAUUGGCCAAAGACUUCCAGGAUAUUAAUGAACCACUGUCAUCAUGGCUGGAUGUUAGUGCAAAACGGUUUGCUUCAAUGGAACCUAAAGCUUUAGAUGCCGAUGGAAUUGAAAGACUUGUUAAAGAUUUAAUGGCACUACAAGAUGAUGUAAGUGAUAAAGAAGACCAAGUAAGAGAUCUGGCUAUCAAGGGUAAACAACUACAAGAUCAUUGCAAAGGGGAGGAUGUUGUUCUUGUGCAAGUUAAAAUUGAUGACGCACAACAUAAAUACUCUGACCUGAAAAACAAAGUAGCUGAUACAUUAGAACAGAUGGAAGAAGCUCUCCCAUUAGCUCAAAACUUCCAAGACAAACAUAACCAAUUUUUACAAUGGUUGGCUCAGAUUGAGCCAGAAGUUCGGGCCAAAGAAUCCAAAUCUGGUGAUGCUGAAGACCGUCUUCAGAGUCUUUUAGAUGAAGUAGAAAACAUACAACCUAUAUUAGAGGAAAUUAACCGAGAUGGUAAUGAACUAGUAGAUCUAGCACCAGGAGAUCUCGGUCUCAGGGUAGAAGAUGCUAUCAAUAAAGACAAUAAACGAUUUGACUCAAUCAAAGAUCAAAUUGAAAAACGAGCUGAGAAGGUUCGAUUGGCCAGGCAAAAGUCUUUCGAGGUGUUAGGUGAAUUAGAUGAUUUAUUGGAAUGGUUUGAUGAAGAAGAAGGUAAAAUGUUAGAAUCUGAACCUAUCAGUUCAUUCCCCGAUAAACUUCAAUCACAACUUGUAGGACAAAAGACAUUAAAUGAUGAUAUCAACAGUCAAAAAGCUAAAGCUAGAGAUGCCAUUACUGCUGGUAAAAAAUUACUUCGUGAAAGUCCACCAGAAGAAGAACCUGCUAUUCGUGAAAAGAUGGACCUGCUGAAAUCAAGAGCCGAUAACUUAUCACGUCAUAGUAAUGAUCGUCUUAGUCAGCUAGAACAAGCCUUACCAUUGGCUAAACAUUUCUUGGAGACACAUAACGAUCUUCAGAAUUGGUUGGAUGAGAUUGAGCCUAUUAUAGCUGAAAUGGAUGUUAUGUCUAUUAAUACAGAUCAAGUUAAGAAACAACAAGAACAAAUGAAGACGUUAAAACAAGAUGUUAUCGAUCAUAAACCAGUUGUAGAUAGAUUAAAUAAAACAGGCUUAGCUCUAGUUAAACUAUGUGGACAGGAUAAUGCUAAUAGAAUUCGAGAUAUCAUGGAUGAUGAUAAUAGACGUGUUGAUGAUUUAAGAAUACAUGUUCGUGAACAAUCAAACUCUAUAGAGGAAGCCAUGCAACAGUCAGCAGAUUUCUCGGAUAAAUUAGAAGAUUUAUUAGAGAAUUUAACUAAAACAGCUGAAGAUGUGAAGAAUGCUGAACCCAUUGCUGCUUAUACAGAUAAAAUACGUGGACAAAUCAAUGAUAAUGCUGCAAUUGAAGAAGACAUGGACAUGAGAGAGGCUGCCUUAAAUUCUGUCCGCAAUACAGCAGAAGAACUAUUACAGCAAGCUGGAGAUAUUCAAGAUGAUGCUGUGCAAGAUGUGAGACAGAAAUUAGAUGAACUUGUUAAAUUAUAUGAUGAUAUCAAGACAAGUACACAAAGUAGAGGUGAUGUAUUGGAUGAAACUCUUGGAGUAGCAGAUAAAUUCUGGGAUGAGUUAAACAAUUUGACAAGCACUCUAAAAGAUCUGCAGGAGAACAUAGGUAGUCAGGAACCACCAGCCUUGGAACCAGAUGCUAUUAGAGAACAACAGGAGGAGUUAGAGACAAUAAAAGAAGAAGCCAUAGCAACACAAGCUGAUCUAGAAGAUGUACAGCAGACAGGUCAACAGUUGAUGUCAUCAGUUGGUGAACCGGAUAAACCAGAAGUCCAGAAAAACAUGGAUGAUCUUGAUAACCAACUCUCUGUCAUCAAUGAUGAUCUUGAAAAACGUGCUCAUUCUUUGGAAGAAGCUCUUACCAGAGCCCUUACAUUCCAAGAUACUUUGAUGAAAAUCUUGGUGUGGCUUCAGAAGAAGGAAGAUGAAUUUAGCAAUAUGGGUCCCAUCGGUGCUGAUUUUGAGGUCCUGAAGAAACAGUUAGUGGACCUUAAGAAUUUCAAGGCUGAUGUUGAACCAAAACAAGUAGAAAUUGAAGCUCUAAGCCAACAAGCCAAUGAAAUGGCAAAAGACAGUACAGCUGAACAAGCUAUAAUUGUAAAAGAACCAGUGGCAGAACUGAAAGACAGAUGGGAAGUUCUCAUUGAUAACAUUGGUGAACGCCAGCGUUUAAUGCAAAAUGCAUUGUUGAAAUUGGGUCAGUUUGAUCACGCCCUGAAAGAGUUGAAUAUCUGGGUCAAUAAAACAGAUGAGACAUUGGACAGUAUACAACCUGUAUUUGGUGAUGGGAAGGUUAUUGGAAUAGAGCUGGCUAAACUUAAGAUUGUACAGAAUGAUAUACAGUCACAUAUACCUAGCAUUGAUGUUAUUAAUGUGGAGGGUCAAAAGCUCAUGGCUAAUGAAAGCAACCAGGAAGCUUCAAGUAUGAGACAAAAGCUAGAUGAUCUAAAUAAUGGAUGGGAACAAAUCCAAGACAAGAGUAACAGAAAACAAGCAGAAUUGGAAGAAGCUCUUCAAGAGGCUCAAGUAUUUACUAGUGAUCUACAUGAUGUACAAAGUAAACUUGGUGAUAUGGAGAAUCAACUUAUUACAUCCAAACCUGUUGGUGGCCUUCCAGAAACAUCUAAAGAACAACUAGACAAAUUCAUGGAAGUAUUUAAUGACCUGAAGGCUUUAGAACCUAGAAUCAGUGAUACAUUGAAGAAUGGUGAUGAUCUAGCUAGAAAGAGUCGGGAUCCAGCAUCUGGUAACAUCAGACAGAAUAUGAAAGCUUUACAGCAACGUUGGGAUAACUGUCGAGCUAGAGCCGAAGAUAGAAAGAAAAAAUUGGAAGAAGCUGUUGGUAAUGCCGGUAAUUUCCAUGAUGAUCUGAAUAAAUUUAUUGGCUGGUUAACAGAGAAAGAACGGGUACUGAAUAAUCUAGGUCCGGUUAGUCGGCUGGUCAAUAGAGUUACAGACCAAGCUGAUGAACAUAGAGUUCUACAGAAGGAUAUCAGUAAAAAUCGUGAAAAUUUAAUAGCUCUAGAAAAGAUGGGUACCCACUUAAAAUACUUCAGUCAAAAACAAGAUGUCAUCCUAAUUAAGAAUCUACUCUCAAGUGUCCAACAUCGCUGGGAGAAAAUUGUCUCUAGAAGUGCUGAACGUACACGUAAACUUGAGAGGGGCUUUAAAGAAGCUAAAAGUUUCCAUGACAUCUGGAAAGAUUUACUUGGAUGGUUAGUAGAUGCUGAGAAAGUUCUGGCAGAAGAUCUUAUCAUUGGUAAUGAACCAGAGAAAAUCAAAGCUCAGAUUGCUAAACAUAAGGAAUUCCAGAAGAGAUUGGGUGCCAAACAGCCUAAAUUUGACACAGUUAAUAGAACUGGUCGAGCUUUAAAAGAUAAAUGUCCAUCAGAUGAUGUUCCUGUGUUACAACAGAUGUUAAACGAACUAAAGAACAAAUGGAACAGUGUAUGUGGUAUGUCUGUUGAUAGACAAAGGAAGUUUGAAGAGGCCCUAUUAUUUUCUGGUCAGUUUAACGAUGCCUUACAGGCUUUGUUAGACUGGUUAGCUAAAGUAGAGCCAACUCUAGGCGAGGACCAACCUGUUCACGCUGAUAUAGAUACUGUCAACAGUCUCAUAGAUGAACACAAGAGAUUCCAACAAGAAUUAGGUGCCAGAGCUAAAAAUGUUGACUUUGUUAGAAAGUCUGCCAAAGAACUAAUAGAUAAAUCCCAAGAAGAUACAUCUGAGCUACAAGCCCAUCUGAUAGAACUUACUACACAGUGGGAUCGUGUCUGUAAAUUAAGUGUUAGUAAACAAGAGAGAUUAGAACAAGCUCAUAAACUGGCUGAAGAAUUUAACAAGAAAGCUAAUGGUUUAUUAGAAUGGUUGGGUGAUGCAGAACGACAUCUACGUUAUCAAGGUCAAUCAGCUUUACCUGAUGAAGAAAUACUAAUGUUAGAUAAAAUAGAAGAACACAAGAAAUUUGAAGAAUCUCUAUUAGCUCAGGAAGCUAAUUUACGUGAAACUCUGAACAUCGGACAAGAUAUAAUGAGAAGAUGUCAUCCUGAAGGGUUGGUAACCAUGAAACAUUGGUUAUCAGUUUUAAGAGCAAGAUGGGAGGAGUUAAUGAGCCUUACUAAACAGAGACAACGUAAAUUAGCAGAUGGUCUAACAACUUUAAGAAAGAAUAAUAUUCUCUUAGAUGAAUUGUUAGCUUGGUUAAAUAAUGCCGAAGUUAAAUUGACUGAUUUAGAAAGAGAACCUAUACCUCAAGAUGUACAAGUUAUUCAUGAAUUACUGAAAGAACAUCAGGAAUUCCAAACGAAUUUGUCUUCCAAACAACCAGAAGUAGAUCGAUUGACUAGACCAGAUAAAAGACGUCCUUCAAUGUCCCAUGAACCAGCCACUCCAUCUCUCAUACCACGUUUCCGUGGUAGUUUUAGAACACCAAAUAAACAAUCACCAAAUCGAUCCUAUAUGAGUGGUAGACGUACACCAGACCAGUCAGGCCGUAGAACCCCAGAUCAAUCAGGCAGACGAACACCCGAUAUGUCGGGUCGACGCACACCUGAUUCUUCUGGUCGCAGAACUCCGGAGCCAGCAUUCCGUAAUCCACGUGUUGGAGCACUCUUCAACAAAUGGAGACAUGUUUGGUUGAUGGCCAUGGAUAGACAGAGAAAAUUGCAAGAUGCUCUUAAUUACUUAGAUGAGCUCGAAAGAAUGAAGAAUUUCAACUUUGAUGAUUGGCGUAAGCGCUAUCUACGCUGGAUGCACCAUAACAAAGCUAGAAUUGUUGAUUUCUUUAGAAGGCAAGAUAGAGAUCAUGAUGGAAAAGUUACAAGAAAGGAAUUUAUUGAAGGGAUCAUUGGAUCAAAAUUCCCAACAUCACGAUUAGAAAUGGAAGCUGUAGCCGAUAUAUUUGAUCAUGAUAGAGAUGGUUUUAUUGAUUAUAAGGAAUUUGUUGCUGCUUUACGACCACCAUCUGAAAAAGAGCCUGCCCAAGAAGUAACUCUAGAUGAAAAGAUAAUGGAUGAAGUUAAAAGACAAGCUAGUAAAUGUACAUGUGUAAAACAAUUCCGUAUUCACAAAAUUGGAGAGGGAAAAUACCGAGAGCUUGAAACCCUCUUAUUCAGUUUUGGAGAUUCACAGAAACUACGUUUAGUUCGUAUAUUACGUAGUACUGUGAUGGUAAGAGUGGGAGGUGGAUGGGUAGCUCUCGAUGAAUUCCUUGUCAAAAAUGAUCCUUGCAGAGUUGGUGUUUGGCGCCGUAAUCGCUUUCGUUUCAAACGACGGUUUCUGCAAUGUGAUCACUGUAUAGCUAAAGGACGAACUAAUAUGGAAUUACGUGAACAGUUUGUUUUAGCAUCUGGUGUUAGCCAGUCUAUGUCUGGUUUUGUUUCUAAGAGUCCAGUAUCAGGAAGUUCUCAUUCUGGUAGUUCUGGUAGUGGCCGAUCUCCUUACACCUCAACAGGACCUAUUUCCAAGAUACGUGAAAAAACUUCCCAUUCCUCACCAUGGCAACAGCGAGUUAAAACCCCUGAUGGUGAGGUUAACCAAAUUAUGUCUCGUGGCAUGGCUGGAUCUCGUUUAACACCACCUACCAAGUCAAAAUUAUUUCGUAAAAUGGGUAGUCCACGAGAUACACAAAGUCCAGUGAGUCGAAGUUCAAGUAGAGCUAGUAAUGGCGGAAGUCGUCCACCCAGUAGAACAGGAAGUGAAACAUCAGAGGGUCUUGAUGCUGAAGUUUUUACCACUCUACAAACUGAGACUGAUACACGAGGUGGCCGUAAUAAUACAACAGUCACAUACCAAACACACAAUAUACAAACCCGCACUGUUACAGUACCCACCCCAACACAGUCCAAAUAUUCCAAAAUUCCCAAAUUUUCACCAAGGAAAUAAACAGAGAGGAAAUUAAUUUCCUAAUUUUUUUUAUCUGAUUGCCAAUUUAAGACAUUUAUUUAUUUAACAGUGUAAUAUAUUAAAGCCUAGAAUAUAAUAUAUUAAGGACAUAUUUGCCUCAUAACGAAUUCACUACUAUGUAUUUACAGGAUAACUUACGGUCUUUAAAUUACUACAGAUUUAAAGGGAAUGAUAGAUGUAUCUGUAAGAGCACCAAAGUGUGUUGCGUUGUUAAAGUUUAUAAGAUGCACAUUAUAUAAGUAAUAACUGAACAGGAGUUAUUAACAUAACAUAGAAUUUUAUAUAAUUUAUAUAUUUGUAGACCUAAUUAAGUCUUUCAUGCCAAUAGUAACCAGUGUAUAUAGCUUUUGUAACGCCAUUCAAACGAUAUAUUAUGUAUAUUAUGUUACUUAUACUUGUAUAUAAUAUUCAAAACCAAAUCGGGUUGAAGCAGAAUCUCAUAUUGUUAUAACUUGAUGGUGGUUUUGAUUUCUUAUUGUUUUUGUUUUAUGGUGAAAUUAUGAUCAAUUACAAUGAGAUUAUGUACAUUUAUUCUGAUCAGUUGAUUCAGUAAAUCAUGUCAAGUGAAUUUUUAAAGAUGAAGAUUGAAAUUGUACAUAAAAAAUACCCAGUCUAAUUGUUAGAUUUUUUUUUCUUCAAUUGUAUCCAUUUAUUUGCUAGACGUAGUAUUUAUAUUCGGCAUUGGAAGUGCUUGCGUGUCAGUCUGAAACUUUCUGUCAGAUUGAAAUAUUGUGUUAUAUUUUCAUGCAUGAUAAUGGAAUAACUCCUCUUAAAAAGAGUUAUUUUAUACACAGAGAAUAUUUGUUUUGUCCUAAUUUAUUUAGAUAGAACACUCAAAUUAAUAUAUUUUCAUGACUUGACAGGGUGCCUGGAUAUGAUAAUUAUGAUAUAUUAUACAUAUGUAUAUGUUGAAUUUAUGUUAGUUAAUGUCUCUAGUAAUGUUAUGUACAGUGACAAGAGCUUUACUUAUUGCAUAUGUAUGCUACAGUGUACUUUAGAUUGACAGUAUGACAGUCAUUCGAAUAAAAUUAAAAAUUACUAUUUUUGGGGCUGCUGCAAUAUUAUGAAUACCAUCAAUAAUAUUACACAAAAAUUCUGAUUCUAAUUUUAUUCAAUGGUUCUGUACAUUAUUUUUAUUAUUAUAUUUUUUUUUUUUCAUUUCUACUUAUUAUGCAUCAUUUUUGAUUUUUCGUUAAAUAUCGGAUACAAUGUGUUUGUAUGAGUGAAUGUAGUUAUUAUUAUUAUUUUUAUUUUGUAUGAAGGUUGUGGCCUGAAUAACUAGUUAUAUUAUACCAAGCUUCAUUUUCUUCUAUUAAACUAUUCAUGGGUGCUAUAUAUUAUACAGAUAUGUGUAUUGAUAAUUAAAGUCAAAUACCUCUUAAUGAAAUAAAACUUAAACAAGACUUUAAACAGAACUCAAUAUUACAUUUACAUAGUUCUGAUGUAGGGAAUAUUUAAUUUAGGAAAAAAAAAGUAUACAUUUAAUUAACUCCGUAAUAGUUAUAUUUUAAUCAGUUGGCAAUUAGGGAUAAUUACAAACAUUUUAUUGGAAUAUUAUAUAGUAAACCUAAUAGAAGUCAGAGAGCUACGUUUAUCAUACCAUGACAUGGAUAUCACUAUACUUCAUUAUUAGCUUAUUUUAUUAUAGUCUGAUUUCAUUUACCAAAUGCAUAAUACUUAGAACAUAUGAUUGGUUAUAUUUGCUAAAUAAUAAACAUAUGAAUCUCU
Molecule: messenger RNA, 27408 nt
Organism: Patella vulgata (common limpet)
Lineage: Eukaryota; Metazoa; Mollusca; Gastropoda; Patellidae
Product: microtubule-actin cross-linking factor 1, isoforms 1/2/3/4/5
Exons: 91
Coding region: 214-25659 (8481 amino acids)
Biological process (GO): intermediate filament cytoskeleton organization; wound healing
Cellular component (GO): cytoskeleton; membrane; cytoplasm
Molecular function (GO): microtubule binding; calcium ion binding; structural molecule activity
Source: RefSeq, a predicted model, not a curated record